This is a messenger RNA of Penicillium daleae, 6063 nucleotides long. RefSeq names its product protein kinase RIM15. The coding region runs from base 1 to 6063 and encodes 2020 amino acids. The record is from RefSeq and is a predicted model, not a curated record. Lineage: Eukaryota; Fungi; Ascomycota; Eurotiomycetes; Eurotiales; Aspergillaceae. Gene Ontology annotation, biological process: phosphorelay signal transduction system; peptidyl-serine phosphorylation. The transcript has 3 exons. Gene Ontology annotation, cellular component: nucleus; cytoplasm. Gene Ontology annotation, molecular function: ATP binding; protein serine/threonine kinase activity.
AUGCGGACGCUAAGCGAAGACAUACGCGAGGAGCGGGAAGACUUGAAGGAAGCUGCCGAGCAGACCUUGAACAUCAUCGUGGACCUCGACCUGGAGGGCCGCAUCAAGUGGUGGUCGGCUCCCCCCGAAUCGGUCGAGGGCCGCAUGAUCUCGGAGCUACUAGUUGGCAAUAAAAAUGUCUUUCGCGACGCGAUCGACGUCAUGAAGGAAGAUGACUCGCGUAGUCGAUUCAUUCGCUUCGCGGUGCAGAUGGGACCCGACUCGGUCCUAAGAUACGCGCCUGAACCGCGUCCCGUUGAGUCGGAGUAUGUUACUGAGCGGGAAGAGAAAACGACCGAGGAAAAUACUACGGAUGAGAAGACGGAGCCUUCGCAGGUCGAAGGCGAGGAUAACCAUGAUGUGCUGACCAUGGAGGGUCAGGGUAUCAUGGUGUAUGACCGAACGGAUGACGAGGGCGGACAUGCGAUGUGGAUGCUCCGACCGCUCACCGAACCUCGCGAAGUGACCAUCGAUCUGCCACCUCAGCUCGUAGAGUCACUUGGUGUCGGUGCAGAAGUGCUGGCAAACUACCUGACCGAACUCGCAGAGGCCGCAGCGAACGAACCGGAUCCCUCAAAACACCCUGCCCCGACGCCGGUUCUAUGUCGCAUUUGCGAACGCCAAAUCACCCCGUGGUGGUUCGAGAAACACUCCGAUCUUUGCCUGCAGGAACAUCGGGCGGAGAUGGAUGUACAAAUCGCACAGGAAAACCUCAACGAACACCGUCAUGCGAUCGUGAGAGUGCUGGAUGCAUUGGAGGCUCGACACGGAAGGCCGUUGAUCGGCAGCGAUGGUAGCGUCCUCCCUCUUGUCCAGCCAGAGUAUAAAGGGUUACCUAUUGGGCCAUCGCCUGCCAGUUCGGCACCAUCAUCAGCGCCCGCCUCUGGUGUGAGCUCGGCGCCCGGGACACCACCUCGCUCACGCGACCAUUCGGCCUCGGGCAUCAUCACCCCAGGACGGCCCCGGGCGUUCACUGUUCGACGACCGCUGGCUCGCAUUGUCGAGCUGGUUCUCGAUCUCUGCGACACCGCGUUGGAGAUCAGUAUGCCGGUGAUCAAAGAGUCAUCGCGCCCAGAGAAUGGAGAGGAAUUCAGGACUCUCUCGCCGCAAUCUGAAUCUCGAAUUUCUCAGGUGCUUCAGUGGUCGUCCCCCAGUUCCAACACGUUGGAGCAGGAACAGGGUCUCGCUACCUUGGCUGGUGACACGGAAGAGAUUGCAAAGGCGAAAGUGGAUGCCGUUGUUCGUCAUCGCAAGAUCGUUGAGUAUGCAGAGCGUAUUCGGAUCGAAUAUACCGUCUUGGUGGAGGAGUGCAUUACGGCUGCAUUGAGCAAGGCCGAGCGCAUAGCUGCUGGUGAACUGAGUGAUUCCUCUUGCUCCUCCGACGAAGAGGUAUCGCCGGACAGCGCUUUUGCCAGUGAUGCCGAUGUCAGCACCGCUGGUGAUAGGGAUGAGUUGAUGUACAUCCCCAUUCAAGAGCCACUGGCAAGGCAGCCGUUCCCUGCAGCUCCCACUCCACGCAAGCCCGCGACAUCGGCUCUUACGAUGUCUAUGCGCAACUCUCCUGAUCGUGCCCUCCUUGCCCAAGGCGAGAACAGAUCGUCUUCUGUCGCGGUAUCUACAGGGUCUAAUAGCCCCUUGGAAUGCCCGACUCCUCGAUCCCACAGAAGUGCCGCUGGCCUGUUGGGCACCUCGCAGCCAACUCGACGAGGUCUUUCGCUGGCCGAUAUCGACGCGGGUGACAGUAGCGAUAGCAGCAUGCCGUCAUCGUCUGCUUUCGCCAGCGCAAUGCGAACGGAUUCGCCUUCCUCUGAGAGGAGCUUUGACCGUAAACGUAGAAGCCUGGUGCUUCCGGGCCUGUCGAGUUCACCCCGUCGACAGCACUCUCCUGCUCGUGUCUCGGGCCCCCAUUCCCCACUGCGAAUGCCGAAGCCUCGACUUUCUCAUGGCGCGGACAGUCUUCCCUCGCCUAUCGUGUCUCCUUCUACGUAUGCAAGUGAAUUGGCACAUCAUCAUCGUCACCACCGCCGCCAAUCUUCGGCAACCUCGUCAGACGUGGCAAAACCUCCUCCGUCACCACGUCUGCCGUCUGUUAGCCAGCAACCUCGUCCUGCGCCGCCGUCCAUCAAGGAUUUUGAGAUUAUCAAACCUAUUAGCAAAGGCGCCUUUGGCAGUGUGUAUCUGUCCAAGAAGAAGUCAACCGGCGAAUACUACGCUAUCAAGGUGCUGAAGAAAGCAGACAUGAUUGCCAAAAAUCAGGUCACCAAUGUAAAAGCCGAGCGAGCGAUCAUGAUGUGGCAGGGUGAAAGCGACUUUGUCGCCAAGCUCUACUGGACGUUUUCAAGCAAAGAAUAUCUCUAUCUGGUUAUGGAGUAUUUGAAUGGAGGUGAUUGUGCUUCACUUGUCAAGAUCUUGGGUGGUCUUCCCGAAGAUUGGGCCAAAAAGUACAUCGCGGAGGUGGUCCUCGGAGUCGAGCACUUGCACAACCGUGGGAUUGUCCAUCGCGAUCUCAAACCGGAUAACCUUCUGAUUGACCAGACUGGGCACUUGAAACUCACAGACUUUGGUCUUUCCCGCAUGGGCCUUGUUGGUCGUCAGAAGCGUGUCCUGAAGAGCCCCAAUGAGCCUGCUCCUGAUCUCCUCAAGCAAGGGCCUUUCACUCGGGCUAUUUCCAUUGCCUCGUCUCGAUCGGCGUCGUUUGACUUCCAGGCCGCAUCCUCGCCUGGUUCCACGCCGUUGAUCACUCCAGAUAUGGCGGCGAAUGUGCAGCCGUCUUACUUCAGUCUGAAUCAGAGUGGCCUCAGCAUGCAAAGCUCUCGCCGAGCGUCGGGCUGUCGCAGUGAUAGUGCCGGUAGCGACAGCUUGAAUGGUAUGUUCCGAACCUUCUCUCUCAAUGAUGCUGGGAAUGAACACAAUGUGGUGUCCCCCAACGUGUGCUCCUCAAGUCUGGCAGAAGAGGAGGAGACGCAGAGCGACGCAGGCGAGUCUCCUCACCUUUAUCCGCUCCAGCCAACAUUCAGCAAUCCUAUGAUGCACAACACGCCACCGCAGCAGAGUAUGCUUCCGCCUGUCAUGGCUCUGUUUGAUCCUGAAGACCAUGACCGCCGCUUUGUCGGCACCCCCGACUAUCUGGCUCCCGAAACAAUCAAUGGCAUUGGACAAGACGAAAUCAGUGAUUGGUGGUCUCUGGGCUGCAUCAUGUUCGAGUUCAUUUUUGGAUACCCGCCUUUCAAUGCCCCAACUCCUGAUCAAGUGUUUGAGAACAUUCUUCAGAGAAACAUCAACUGGCCUGAUGACCCAGAGGAGUACACCACUCCCGAGGCGCUAGACCUAAUGAACAAGCUGAUGACCUUGAACCCACGUGAGCGCAUUGGCGCUAAUGUAGAUGAAAAGUACCCCAAUGGCGGUGCUGAGAUCCGGCAUCAUCCCUGGUUCGCCGAUAUCAACUGGGAUACCCUGUUAGAGGAUAAAGCACAGUUCGUGCCCAACCUUGAGAACCCAGAGGAUACAGAGUACUUUGAUGCUCGAGGUGCAACGCUGCAAACCUUCGCAGAAGAAAUGGAAGAUGAGCCUUCGCCCCAGGGUCCAGCAACCACUGGAUCCUAUCCCGACCGACCCCAUGACGCGCUGUUCAAAGUGCGUUCCCAGGUUAAUUCCAUGAAACGCCCGUUGAUGCCUUUGCACAUUCCCCCUCAUGUACGCGAUGCCCGGGAUUCACGGAGCCGGAGGUUGAGCGAGCCUGCUCUGGCCGAUGACUUUGGCAGCUUCAACUUUAAGAACCUUCCCAUGCUCGAGAAAGCGAAUAAAGAUGUGAUCCAAAAGAUGCGACAGGAGGCCAUGCAGGCGCAGCACCGUCAAUCUACUUCGUCGUCAUCGGUUGCUCAAACAUCCUCGACGGCUUCGCAGCCUUCUUUGGAAGGUAGCCCGCUUCCAAUGUCGUUGCAACGCACACUGUCCCAAACCAAGGGUAAUAAUCGACCCUCGUCGCCUUCCGGUCUCAGCCAGGCCAAUUCAUCGCCCAGCCGACCUUCCCAGCCAUCGUCUCCGCUACUGGUUCAGUUUAGCACUGGCAGCAAUCAUGAAAGACGCAAGACUUCCGGAUCUUCUUCGACUGCCUCACACCAGUCAAGCGGCACUUUCCAGUCCUCAUCUGUGGACCAACCGCGAAUGCCAAAUCUUCGGCUUGGCUCGGUUGCAUCGUCUCCUGUUAAGGCUAACCGAAUCCCUGCACAUUCGCCUGACAAGCACCCCUCAAGUCAACGGCAUGGAAGUGCGCCUGCGAGUCGUGCUCGAUCACAGACUAUCGGAUCGCAAGAUGGAGUUGAUUUCCCUGGCCUAAACAAGGAGCCCUUUGUUUCAUCCCACCAUAAGCGACGAAGUCAGCUUUUCGACAUUUCACCUUCGUCGUCUGACAACGAAGAUCCUCGGACCAAGGCCUUGCUCAAAGUCCAGCGUCGCCGCCAAAGCUCUCGUCGCCUGUCGCAAUUCAAUAUUCAGGAUGGCCCAUUCUUCCGCCCGCUGGAUAUUCUUAUCUGCGAAGACCACCCUGUGUCGCGUCUCGUCAUGGAGCGCUUGUUCGAAAAGCUUCGUUGCCGAACUAUCACGGUUACAAAUGGCGCUGAAGCUAUGCGAUAUGCACUGAGUGAAGUGCAGUUUGACAUUAUCAUGACGGAGUUUAAGCUCCCGCAAGUCAAUGGUGCCGAUUUUGCGCGAAUGGUGCGGGAGACUCGUAGCGCCAACAGACAUACCCCAAUCGUCGCGGUGACUGGUUACUUGAAGGAUCUCCCCGAGACCCAUUACUUUGAUGCUCUCAUUGAGAAGCCUCCCACACUUUCCAAGCUGACCGAAGCCCUCUGCAAAUGGUGCAUGUGGAAGCCACCACCAAAAGAUUACAAUCCUUCCACCCAAGCGCUUGCCGUGUCAAUGCCAACUGGUCGCACGAACCCAAUGUCAAAUGAUGAUAGCCCUAGCUCGGCAUCGUCUGGGUUCGUGCCACACCCUCCCAGCUCGUACAGAGGUUCUAGCCGCGAUGAUUCGGUGAGCAGCAGUGUUUUUGGCGACAUGGAGUCUAUCAAACAGGAUGAAGUACCUGUGAUCAUCAGCCGGAACCAUGAUGACUGGGAUCAGGGUCAAGGUGGACUUGGUAUCUCCGAGGACGCUCAUCCCGGCAGUCCCGAUCCCAAGGCUGUCCCAGUCCCGCAUCUACUCCAUGCCGCCUCUGCCCCCGCCGCCAUGGAUGCCGGUGGUGCGUUGACGCCUCGGAAACAACGCUCUAGUGAAGCCAUCCGCGCCAAACGAGAGUCCCUGGAGAAGAAGCGAUAUGAAUGUGCCGAAUCUGGUGAUGACGAGGACGAAGAGCUUGGUCAUUCGCAGUCUCGUCGCAGCCCACCGACUCGCAACCGCCGUCCUGGUUCCAAACUUGGUAUCGAGAUGAUGCGUACGAAUAGCCGCGGCAGCGUCGUCAGCGGAAGUGAAGAGCUUCUUAAGAAGGAGCGCGAAGCACUACGCAAGGCGGGCGAAUCUGAUACUGACGACGGCCCUCUGGGGUCCCCGGCGAGCACGAGUCUUGAAGAGCUGUUUGAGGGUAUGAGCAUUCCUGAGGAAUCUGAAUACGAUGAGCCUCUUAGUCCUCGAGACUCGCCUCCUCAGCAGCAAGUGUCGCCUUCUCGCCGCCGCCCUUCUCUCACUCAUCAGGAUACCUCCAUCUACUCUGGGCCGACGUCUCAUCCGGUUGUUUCCAAGACUAGCUCGGAAGGGUUGAAGCAAGGUCAAACCACUCCGCCAGGGGAUCUUGCCAAAGGUACCAAUGCCGGUCUGGGCGUUACUCCCAUUACCCCGGAGGUCAAGAUCUUUGACAACGCAUCGAACACAGAGGGUGGUUCAGGUGGUGAUACCGAUACUAGUCCCACGCCGGACGCCGAAGCUACGCCCCGUCCUUUGCACCCGUCUCCGAGCUUGGACGCCGAGGAGACUCCUCGCGCACUGGACCGGUACCGAUCAAACAUAUCCUCCGCCUUCAAACGGUAG